AUGGCGAAAACAGGGACGGCUCUGGGGUGCGAACCAGUGAUAGGAUCGCUAACGCCGUCGAAGAAGAGAGAGUACAGAGUGACGAACCGACUCCAGGAAGGCAAGCGUCCUCUCUAUGCCGUCGCUUUCAACUUCAUCGACGACCGCUACUACACUGUCUUCGCCACUGUCGGAGGCAAUCGCGUGACUGUUUACCAGUGCCUUGAAGGGGGUGUCAUUGCUAUCUUGCAGUCUUAUGUUGAUGAAGAUAGUUUUGUUGGUCAUGGAGACUCAAUAAAUGAAGUCAGGACUCAAACAUUGAAACCAUCACUUGUGAUCUCUGCAAGCAAAGAUGAGUCUGUCAGGCUAUGGAAUGUACGUACUGGGAUUUGCAUUUUGAUAUUUGCUGGAGCUGGGGGUCAUCGCAAUGAAGUCUUGAGUGUGUGGAUAGCUUCUCCGGGGGAUAAAAGUUCACUACUUCUACUGGAUCUGUUUGAGGUAACUGAUAUUGCCACUGUAGAUGAGUAG
Messenger RNA from Macadamia integrifolia, 507 nucleotides. RefSeq names its product polycomb group protein FIE1-like. The coding region runs from base 1 to 507 and encodes 168 amino acids. The transcript is spliced from 5 exons. Lineage: Eukaryota; Viridiplantae; Streptophyta; Magnoliopsida; Proteales; Proteaceae. Gene Ontology annotation, molecular function: protein binding; nucleosome binding. The record is from RefSeq and is a predicted model, not a curated record. Gene Ontology annotation, cellular component: ESC/E(Z) complex. Gene Ontology annotation, biological process: negative regulation of transcription by RNA polymerase II.